Psilocybe cubensis is the source of this 3219-nucleotide messenger RNA. RefSeq lists its product as uncharacterized. The coding region runs from base 1 to 3219 and encodes 1072 amino acids. NCBI's taxonomy places the organism in Eukaryota, Fungi, Basidiomycota, Agaricomycetes, Agaricales, Agrocybaceae. The record is from RefSeq and is a predicted model, not a curated record. The transcript has 2 exons. Gene Ontology annotation, molecular function: protein binding.
AUGUUUGUUGGUCAAUUGGUCAAUGGUGUAUUCGUUUUAUCUCAUAACUGUUAUAGUGAGGUUGAAUCGAUAUAUUCGAAAUGUCGCGCAAUCACACCUGUUACUGCCUCACGGACAGUCGUGGAAAAUGCUAAACUAGCAUUUAAGCAUUGGACACGGCGGAACAGCAUUGAAAACGAGAUCAAGGAGCUUAAAUGCCGGGUUAGCCUGUGCUAUAUACAGUUCACGAUGUUUGCUGCUGCUAGAGUAGAGGCAUCCACUCAAAAUAUACGAGCUGUCGCAAAAAGAAUUGAUGCUACAACUAUGAGGAUCGAGACUCGAAUACUAAAAUUUCAACAACACCACCAAAACUUUGGGAUGGAGGCAAACCGACAAUCCCCAUAUUUUGAUCCACGAAAAAGGGAUACACAAGUUGCCGAUGGUUAUCUACGCAACGAAGUGGAUGAAAUCGAUCAGAUACUCAAAUUCAUUCUAACACCUCACACCAUAUUCACAAUCACUGAAGACUCCCACCUACGCCCAUUUAGCCCCGUUCUUCAUUUUAAGCCGGAUUCAAAUAAGAAACCAACCUAUCGUCGCGAAAUCAUCAGCAUGACCAUCGAUUUAUUCCGUCUCCUAAAGAACCUUCCUGCAUGCGAAACGUCAUUUCAGUUAGGGGCGGAAAAUUUACUCAACUUAUCAAUUGGACUUUACCAUCUAGAAUUGUACCAGGAAGCCGAAGUUAUUGGCAUCUGGGCAAUCAAAUUAUUUCGUGUUCUAACGGACAGUAACCGAGACUCGUAUCGCCCUUAUCUUGCUCUUUGUCUUCACAAUGUAACGCAUUAUCAUAUGGCCCAAAAUAAUGCAAAAGAAGCACACGCUGCUAUGGUGGAAUGUCUCGACAUAUCCCGAAUGCUGGUCAAGGAAUCUCCUACUCCCGAACUCGUUGCCUCCCUUUCUCGGUCAUUGGUCAGGUCGUCGAAGAUGGCCACUGUGGAUCAAAAAUAUGCCCUUUCCCUACUAGAGAGUCAAAAUGCGGUCAGAGUCAUCGAAGAUUUCUUUCAAUCGACCAACGAAAAGCAUCGUGAUCUUAGUUUUUCCUUAUUCUUUGGUACUGGAUCCUGUUAUUUGCAGCGAACUUUGGAUCGACCAAAUGGAAUGGAAAUUGUUUCCAACGAAAGUUCGAUGACUCAGAUUUUAUAUGAAUAUUCACAAGCCCUUCACCAAUUGUCACAUAACCUUCACCAUCACGGAAGAUUCUUGGAGGCCAUUGAAGCAGACACGAAGGCCUUGCAGUCGAUUCACUUCAGUGGCCAACCGAACACGAUUUCUAUCCACGCCGACAUUGCCGAGAUAUUGAUUCAUCUAUGUCACCCAGAUCUUCGUAUAUUCAUUCAGGUUGACGAUAUUGUUCGGUAUAUUGGGGAUGCUGUCGCCAUAUACCAACGAUUUGCCGAUGAGGGCCUUAUCGUGUAUUCCAGGCCGUUGUACCAUUCGCUGUAUAUUCAGGCUGUGAUACAUAGGUCCGUUGAUAAUCAUACCGAAGAAUUAAAAACGUGGAGCCAGGCCGUCAACGUGGCAAGGUCAAUCGAUGAUAACGUACUUUGUGCCAAUGCCCUACAUCAGAAUUGCUGGAGUCUUCGUAAAUUAGGCCGACUUGAUGAAGCAAUAAAAACUCGCAACGAAGCUAUUCGAAUUUAUCUCUCUGUUAUCGACGUCCCAAGUGAAGUCCUGGCAAAUACUUACUAUGAACUCGCUGUCGACUUUCAGCUUGCGGAUCGUCAUAAAGAAGCAAAGGAUGCGGUUCUUGAGGCUCUGAGGCAAUAUCGGAUUCUAGUUUUACAGGAUCGCGAGAUGUACAAGGAGGCUCUAGCGGACACCACCACAUUGUUGGCAAGCAUUUUUCUUAGUACACACGAUGCGGAUGAAGCUUUGGAUACAGGGGAAGACGCUCUUGCGCUAUAUCUGUCCCUGCCGUCUCUAAUCCAUGGUGAAACUGAUGCUAUAUCCAAAUAUCUAUAUUGCUUGGAUAUCAACAUGGCCGCCGCGUUCUCGUCAUAUGACAAAUGGAAGGCAACAAAGCGUGGCCUUUCACUUGUGAAGCUUUUUGAAAAGCUGACACAUAUAUACCCAGACGGUGAUCCAUUGGGCUUGGUCGUUUGCUGGAGGGACUACGCGCUUCUGCUGCAUGAGCAUGGUCGGACUGAGGAGGCAAGGAAGUGGACGGAAAAGGCGAUAAACUCAAUCGAAUCAUACAACAUUACAGCUCCUAGUACAAUCGAACGACUCAUCAUCUGCUUGCGCACACACGCACUCUUCCUCGAUUUUCAAGGUCUCAGACGUGAUGCAUUGGAAACCAUCUUGAAAGCCGUACAGUUGGCAAAUGAUGCCCUUCAUGUCAACCUCUCUUUGGCCCCCGUUUACAUUUCGUUAAAAGUCUUCCACGUUGACUUACUUUGGGAAAGUGGUCGUUAUGACGAAGCCCUUAGUGUAAGCGAAGAGUCCGUAGCAUUUGCUCGACGCACAACAUCACUAGAUGUGGAUAGCCUUAUCGGCUGCCUUAACAUGCAUGCAACAGUUCUAAAUUUCAAUAACCAUAUUGGACAAAGCAUCGAUGUAGCCAACGAAGCGAUUGAACUGUGCCACUCAUAUACCGAUUUUCUAGAGCCAGAUAUUAUUGCCAUUCAUCUCUCAUAUGCUCACCACAGGUUGUCAGAAAGCUUUGCGGAUCUGGGCCAGCAUGACGAGUCACUCUCUCAUGCUGAAGUGUCGAUGAACAAACUUGUCUCCUUCCACAAUGUAAUCCCAUUCGUACGGCUUUCACACUUCCGAUACCAAUUAACGAUGUCUUCAAUCAACCUAGCUGAACGGCUCGCCACGGCUGGAGACUACACGAAAUCUAUUCAACUUAUGAUGGAUGCUAGAUCGUUUUUCGAAGAAUCGACCCGUUCUAGGAAGGGUUACUAUAUCGAACUUACCCGAGUUCUGCGUUUAACGUGUCUUCUACAUUGCUCAUUUGGACGACACGAUGAAGGUGCUGCUGUAACAAUCCACCUAGGUAGUCUCAGAAAACGUCUCUCCGUCUUUGCUCCCAACAUCGCAGCUCUAAUUGAUAGCGAGUUUGAGCGCCCUAUGCGUCGGCCUACUUGGUUGAAAACUUCGGACAUAACAUCGGAUUGUUCUUGUUUGCCUGUUUGCUUCCUAGCUCAUUCCGAACCUUUUCCAAUGCCCAAACCAUGA